This is a messenger RNA of Salarias fasciatus (jewelled blenny), 2865 nucleotides long. RefSeq names its product regulatory factor X, 6 (gene rfx6). Bases 1 to 2865 code for a protein of 954 amino acids. Gene Ontology annotation, biological process: regulation of transcription by RNA polymerase II. NCBI's taxonomy places the organism in Eukaryota, Metazoa, Chordata, Actinopteri, Blenniiformes, Blenniidae. The transcript has 21 exons. The record is from RefSeq and is a predicted model, not a curated record. Gene Ontology annotation, molecular function: RNA polymerase II cis-regulatory region sequence-specific DNA binding; DNA-binding transcription factor activity, RNA polymerase II-specific.
AUGCCGAUGAAGCGCAGCAGCGCCGGCUCGGCCGCAGACGGUCUGGUCCUGAUCCGGUCCUUCAUCGGGACACAAGCUGGCCUCCAGCUGGAGGACGACUCGGCCGCCAAAUCAGAAGCGGAGGACAGCAACGAGACGCCGUCCUCUGAGGACGAUCCCGACGGGACGGAGCUUCGUCCAGAGCGGAGUGGGGGUCCGUCCAGGAAGACGCUCAGUCAGCUGAUCAGAGACAAGAAGAAGCAGACUCAGCUGACGCUGCAGUGGCUGGAGGACAACUACAUGGUGUGUGACGGAGUGUGUCUCCCCCGCUGCAUCCUCUACGCCCACUACCUGGACUUCUGCAGGCAGGGGGCGCUGCAGCCCGCCUGCGCCGCCACCUUCGGAAAGACCAUCCGACAGAAGUUCCCUCUGCUGACCACCCGGAGGCUGGGAACCCGGGGACACUCCAAGUACCAUUACUACGGCAUCGGCAUCAAGGAGAGCAGCGCCUACUACCACUCCGUCUACUCCGGCAAGGGCCUGACCAGGUUUUCAGGCAGCAAGCUGAAGAACGAGGGUAACGAACAGGGUGGAUUCACCAGGAAGUAUUCCCUGAGCUCCAAGACCGGGACGCUGCUCCCUGACUUCCCCACGGCCCAGCACCUGGUCCUGCAGGGGACCACGGCCCAGCACCUGGUGGACACACUCAUCAUGAUGUACAAAACACACUGUCAGUGCGUCCUGGACAACGCCAUCAACGCCAACUUCCAGGAGAUCCAGAACUUCCUGCUCCACUUCUGGCAGGGCAUGCCGGACCACCUGCUGCCGCUGCUGCGCAGCCCCGUCAUCGUGGACAUCGUCUGCGUCUGCGACUCCAUCCUCUACAAGGUUUUAACGGACGUCCUGAUUCCUGCUACGAUGCAGGAGAUGCCUGAAAGCUUGCUGGCAGACAUCCGUAACUUUGCCAAACACUGGGAGCAGUGGCUGGCCUCAUCCCUGGAGAACCUCCCAGAAUGCCUUGCAGCAAAGAAGCUGCCCAUCGCCCGGCGCUUCGUGUCGUCGCUGAAGAGGCAGACGUCCUUCCUCCACCUGGCGCAGAUCGCCCGCCCGGCGCUCUUCGACCAGGCCGUGGUCUCCAGCAUGGUUCUGGACAUCGACAACGUGGAUCUGAGCAGCAUCAGCUCUCAGCCUCUGCUCAGCGUCAGCGGAACCGCAGGACCGGAAACCGACGUGUACUCUGAGCACGACUCCCUGGCCGUCUUCCAGGAGCUGAAGGAGCUUCUGAGGAGAAACGCCACCGUGGAGUCCUUCAUCGAGUGGCUGGACUCGGUGCUGGAGCACAAGGUCAUCAAGCCUGGGAAGCAGAGCAGCCGCUCAGUGAAGAGACGAGCUCAGGACUUCCUGCUGAGGUGGAGCUUCUUUGGAGCACGAGUGAUGCACAACCUGACGCUGAACAAUGCCUGCAGCUUUGGCUCAUUCCACCUGAUCCGGAUGCUGCUGGACGAAUACAUCCUGCUGGCCCUGGAGACGCAGUUCAACAACAGCAAGGAGCAGCACCUGCAGGGCCUGCUGGAGAAGUACAUGAAGAACGCAGACGCCAGUAAAGCUGCCUUCAUGGCUUCGCCCAGCUCCUGCUUCCUGGCCAAUCGCAGCAAGGCCCCAGUGAGCACGGACCAAUCGGUGAAGAACGAGUCUCUGGGAGAACACACCCACGUGUCCCUGUCCACCAAUCAGCAGCAGAGCUUGGAAGCAAAGGCUGCGAUGUACCAAGGCGCUGACACUGCGGCGCUCAGCGCUCCAGGUACUCACCUGGACUUGUCUCAGGUUCACGGCCCCCUCAUGACGCCUCCCAUCUCCCCUGCAGCUUUAGUGCACCGAGGCUCUGUUAUCAACCAGGGACCAAUGGCAGGGAGGCCCCUGGUAUCCUCCUCCUCCUCCUCCUCCACCUCCACCUCCUGCCUCUCCUCCCUCAGUGUGGCCCAGCCCGGACCCUGCUCCUCUUACCCAGAAACCCUGGUCCACUACUUACCUCAGACCAGGCCCACUUAUUUUCCUCCGGCCAGUGGAUCCUCUAUCCCGAGCUACAACACAGCUCUCAGGCUUCAGAACCAGAAUCCUUGUGGUUCUUACAUCCAGUCCCAGUCUUCCUCUCUGGGAUGCCCCCCGUCUCGUUACCCCUCCUUCAGUGAGCAGCAGCUGAAUAAAGAGUUCUACGGCCCUCACCCUGCAGCUGCACACCCCCCUGUGGGCGGGUCCACCUGCUCGCCGGCAGCGUACGGCUCUGCGGUCCAACCCACAUCCGGCUACCCUUCAGACUCUGACCUGGUUCAGACUGAACAGGGACUGGACUCUCAGAGUCUGGACUCAUCAGAGGCGUUCGGCUUCAUGGGGACGGAACUGAACCUGGGCGGUGGGUGUCAGGGCCAGACAUAUGGCGGUUACUAUGGCGGUGGUGGUGGCUAUGGCAACAGCGGUGGUGGCGGCGGCAGCAGCUAUGGCGGCAGCGGCAGUGGCAGCUGUGGCGGCAGCAGCAGCUAUGGCGGCAGCGGCGGCGGCAGCAGCUGUGGCGGCAGCUACGCCGAUGGCUCACGGCUGGUGGAGCAACACGUGUCGGUCAUCAGCACCGUGGGAAACCUCCGCCCGUUUAACUCCACCUACUCUGAGGUCCACGAUCCGCUCAACAUUCUGGACGACCGCGGCAGGAAGGCGGCGGGAGGCUUCUUCAGCGAGGCGCACAGCGGAGCAGUACCAGGUCCCUGUUUGUUCGGGCUGCCGUCUCCAUUCGCCUCGCAGGACAGCCUGAUGCUGCAGCAGCGUGGGACGGUGUCCUCCGACCUGCUGCCUCCCAUCAACACUGUCUUCAUGGGGACAGGAGGUGGACAGUGA